Molecule: messenger RNA, 3891 nt
Organism: Rhopalosiphum padi (bird cherry-oat aphid)
Lineage: Eukaryota; Metazoa; Arthropoda; Insecta; Hemiptera; Aphididae
Exons: 8
Coding region: 667-1350 (227 amino acids)
Source: RefSeq, a predicted model, not a curated record
GUACCGCGCGUGUAUUUCCCGCGUACGAGUUUAGUCACGUUCAGACGCAUUCUCACGGUGUUUUGCAUUGCACUUGUUGACUUUUGCAGACUGCCGUUCGCGAGCAUUGCACAUUACCAAUGCAAUAAUUGGACGAACGUCUUGUCGUUGUUAAGGUGCAGAUUUUUCGGAACAACAAGAUUGUAGACAUUUUUCAAUAAACAGCAGAUCAGGUCAGGAAGUGUAGAAUGUAGAGAAACUCCGCUUCUUCGCUGUAAUGUAGUGCUACUCUUAAUCUUAACAACAAAAAUGGAAUAAUAGAAGUUCGGAACUACGUUUCAAUUUCAAAAAGUCAAAGUCAUGUUGCAUUGAUCCUACCUCGUAAACUGUUAAAUUUUCUCGAGUUAUGAGGUUAACAAACAAAUCUCUUUAUGUAGCUAACUAGAUUGAAGCAGUGCAUGCGUGCUGGACCCGGAGAGUAAUAGCAGUGUACGUCUGCGCAUAUCAAACAGAUAUAUUAUAGACGUAACAAGAUAACUAUCUAUUUUGUUUCGUGGAAGGUGAAGAGGAUUUACUUAAACACAAAACUCUUUAUACUUUCAGCUCGUAAAUACUCGCGAUCCGGUGGCAUUCGAGGCGGGUACAGCACAGUUAGCGAACAUGAUCGGCGGCGACCGCUGAACGGCGAUGAACGACGACGACGACGGCGGUGGCAGCAGCAGCAGCAGCAGCCCCGGUGCCGGUGCAGACGGACGGCGUUCGGUCCGGCACCACGGCAAGCACCACAAAAUGGCUCCGCCGAACAGAUGGCCGGCCGCCGGCGGAUCGGCAGCGGCGGCAACGGUGGCCGACGUGGUUCGCCCGGCCGCGGUGGUCGCGGGCCGCCAUCACCGCCGGCACGACAUGUUGGCCGCUGCGGUCGGCGGCAACGACACCGCGGCCAGGUCGCCACAGCCACCGCCGCCGCACGUGUUGCAACACGCCGCGCCGGACAGCAUGUGCUACACGACCAACGAAGUGCUCGUCAUCAUCGCCGUCACGUGUUUCCUGAAUUUUGCGUUCAUAUUGCUCAUCAUGACGUGCGUGCAUUGCUUCACGGACCCGUCGCAUCAUAAGAAAUUCGGCUCGGUGGCGUACGCCGAACUCGGCGACGAGCUGUUCGACGCGGACAUGAUCGACGGGGACACGGUGACGCUGCUGAAUCCGACGAAAUCGUCGCAAGACGCGCUGGACUACGCGUACGAGAAGAAAAACGGGUUCGGCGAAUGCGAUAUAGAGUCGUGCGCGCCAUACCGGGGCCUGAUACGCGACCACCGGUGCAAGUCCCGAAGGAAAUCCGAAGACGACCUGCUCAACGCCGCGUUCGAAUGACCUCGAUGGGCGGUCGCCCCGGACCGGUGCCGGGCGCGGUCCGACAUGUUCGUGUUGAAGACCCUUGACCGAGUGGAGAAGAAAACGCACCGUCGGUACGGCGGCACCAAAUGGGUGACGGGGCCGCGUCACAAUAAGUAUUCCGCCGUGACAUAGACAACCCGUCGUCGCACCGUACACCAUCAUAUUAUUAUUAUAUAUUAUAAAGUACGCCCCACACCCCUCCUGUCAUGUCGUUGACAACCUGACCUAAUCCCACCUGUAAUAUGUGUAUAGCUAUUGACCUAUAUGUAUCGUCCGCGUUCACGCGACCCGUGUCAAGUCCAAAUAUCAGAUUUUGGACUUGAAAUCGUGUACAGGGUAAUUCAUUAAGCACGCUCGCCUCGUUUUUCUUUUUUGACAAUACAGCUAUAUUCUAAAUAUCAUUUUUCGAAUUUUCAGCGGAUAGCACGUAAAUACCGUGUUUUUAAAUUCUUAAGAUUUGUUUGUACUACUUAAGGUAUAUGCUGUAGGAAUACAAACUUCUGUUUUUCAAAUGAAAACUCCUCUUUUUCACUGUAAAUAUUAUUCGGGAGAUAAUAUUCCUAAAAAUGUUGACGUGUGAAAAUAAAAAUUCGAACAAAUAAUUUUAAUUAAUUAACUGAUUUGUGUACUAAGGAUAAUGCGUUUGGAAAUAUAUGAUGACUACCUAUGGUAAUUUGAAAAUUUUAAUACCUAACAUUAAUCUAUCAGUAUUUAUAUUUUAUAAAAAAUAGUUCACGUGUAAUAAAUAAUAAAUUUGAUAUCAUAUCUAUUUUAUAUUUUUAUACAACCAUAUUGUCACGGGUAUGAAGUUAGCCCCCCCCCCCCCAAUAUCAUUUUAAUAUUUAAAAAACUGUUCGUUCGAAUUUUGAACUAGGUAUAUUAAUGUUUUCGAAAAAAAAUCCAUUGAAUAAUUAAUAGUAAAAAGGGGUGGGGGUGGUUCUCAUUUUUAAAACAAAAAUUUGUUUGCUAUAGGAUACUAUACUUAAUUAUAACAACAAAAUCUCAGAAUUUGAAAAUAUGGUGUUUAAGUAUAUUUAAAAAUUCACAUAAUCGAAUUUUAAUAAUAAGUUCACUAUUAAAGGAAAAAAUUAGGAUGAGCUUGUUUAGUGAAUCAUCCUAUAUAUUAAAAGACUAAUAUAUUUACUGAUUCUACCGCAUAUAUAGGUACCUUCUAAAUAUUCUGAAAAUAUUCAUAUCACAUAAUAUAUACUUAUAAUUUAAAAAAUCAACCGUACUCAAAUAUUCUAAAUUGUUAUGGACUCAGUUUUAUAUCUACUUGGAAUUCGAACCCUCGUGGUAACCCAGCAUAUGUACCCAGUUAAAACUUUUAUUUUUUAAAACCACUUCCAUUUUUAUAAAACACUAAAAAAUAUAUUAUGAAUGCAUCAAAUACAUAUAGGUAUUUAUACACGGCAAUUUAUUUUUUUUUAUAAAUGGCCUCCAAUAUUAGUAGUUCUACUACGGCCUCCCCGAGACCUAACCUGCAGCGAACACGCGUGUUUUUCACAAGAUUUCACAAAAUCACAUAUCAACAAUUCCAAUUAUAUUUUUAAAUAACAUGAAAUCUAGUAUACUAAUUUUGUUACCAGCUGGGUUGUCCAGCAUUCAACCACUUAAACCCGUUUAUGAAGGAAACAGAACUUCUACGGAAAAAAACGUAAUCCGACAUCUUUCGCUGUACUUAUUCAUUGCUCGCAGACAUUUUUCAUAACGACAAUGAUAUUAGGUACCAGGGACACACUGAACACUACUACAUUAUAGAAUAAUAUUAACUGUACGGACUUGUGUUAUUUUUCUCUCUUUCAGAUGGUCGUCAUUAGUGUAUAGUUUUUUCCUAAUGCACCCCCUUCCCCUUGUUGUAUGUACCUGAUACCGAAAAUCACAAAUCUUGUACCCUAUUUGUGGGUUUGUAAUAAUCGAUAUUAAUUACGUAUGUAGGUACAUUAUUUAUGUCGUAUAUUUCGUUCAUACUAUUGUAUUAUAAUUAUAUAAUAUAGCUAUUAUAAUAAAUAUAUAAAUGUUCGUCGUAUAAACUAUAUGUAUAUCAAUACAAAUAAACAAAAUUGUUUUAAAUCGACUGGAUUUACCUAUCGAUAACUUUACUAUAAUAUGUUUACCGUUUAGAGAUAUUAAUCGAACGCGUCUUAUCAUCGUUAUUGUACAAUAAUUAUAUAAUAUAAUAAUACGUAGGUAUAUAAACGCCAGAUUAAUCAUAUACUUAACUGAAUUCAUUUUAUUAUAAUAUAUAUUACUGUGGUCUAUUGUACGUGUAGGUGUACUCGUGAACAUACACAAUACAUUUUAUCCCGUGAAAUACCGCAUUUAAUUUUAUAAGUAGUUUUAGUUGGCUGUAUUUAUGAUGCUAAUUUACGUAUCACUAAGUAGUUUUAAAUUCAUUUUUUUUUUCUAAUAAAUUAUUUAUCAAUAAUUUGAUUGUAUAUGAAAUAACAAAUCCUUAAUUUAUUAUGUAAUUUUUGUAAUUAAUAAAUACUUACCUGUGGUAUAAUUUAUAUAUAA